CAGUCUUCGGCCGAGUACGGGUACUAGGUGGGGCAGAGUCUCCUGAUCAACUUGUGAAAGUUGAGUGCGCGUCGCUUUAUGGCGGAUUUCUCAGCGAGCGACAGAAAAACACGUUAGCAGGUCUCUACCUUUCCCUGUCGGACUUCAGAAGUCAGGCAGAGCUGUGGGCUGCCCGACUGACGUAGACCAGAGUCAUGGCCUCCGGCAAGAACAAGAACCAGACCUCUCUGGCUCUCCAUAAGGUGAUCAUGGUGGGCAGCGGCGGCGUGGGAAAGUCCGCCCUCACCCUGCAGUUCAUGUACGACGAGUUCGUGGAGGACUACGAGCCCACCAAGGCCGACAGCUACAGGAAGAAGGUGGUCCUGGACGGCGAGGACGUCCAGAUCGACAUCCUGGACACGGCGGGUCAGGAGGACUACGCCGCCAUCAGAGACAACUACUUUCGCAGCGGAGAGGGCUUCCUGCUGGUCUUCUCCAUCACGGAGCACGAGGCCUUCACGGCCACAUCCGAGUUCAGGGAGCAGAUCCUGCGGGUGAAGGAGGAGGAGGCGAUCCCUCUGCUCCUGGUGGGGAACAAGUCGGACCUGGAGGAGCGGCGGCAGGUCUCUGCUGACGAGGCCACGGCGAAGGCGAGCGAGUGGGGGGUCCAGUACGUGGAGACCUCGGCUAAGACGAGAGCCAACGUGGACAAGGUGUUCUUUGACCUCAUGCGGGAGGUUCGUAAGAAGAAAAUGUCUGAGAGCAAAGACAAAAACGGACCGAGCGGCAAGAAGAAGAAAAAGCACUGCUGCAUACUUUAACCUCGAGGUGACAAAGAGCCAAACCCCCCCCAAAAAAACUAAACUAAACAACAAAAAAAAACAAA
This is a messenger RNA of Xiphias gladius (swordfish), 865 nucleotides long. RefSeq names its product ras-related protein ralB-B-like. Lineage: Eukaryota; Metazoa; Chordata; Actinopteri; Istiophoriformes; Xiphiidae. Gene Ontology annotation, molecular function: GTPase activity; GDP binding; GTP binding. The transcript has 5 exons. The record is from RefSeq and is a predicted model, not a curated record. The coding region runs from base 195 to 800 and encodes 201 amino acids. Gene Ontology annotation, biological process: Ras protein signal transduction. Gene Ontology annotation, cellular component: plasma membrane.